Caenorhabditis sp. 36 PRJEB53466 is the source of this 1248-nucleotide messenger RNA. Lineage: Eukaryota; Metazoa; Nematoda; Chromadorea; Rhabditida; Rhabditidae. The record is from the annotation of a GenBank genome assembly.
AUGGACUCGACACCGACGACUCCGUCGCUUGCCGACUCGUUCGGCCUCACUCCGUCCGGCAAAAAUCGUUAUUUUACGGCGGAAGAGGACAACAACAUGUGGAAGUUUCUUAUUGCCAAAAUAAAUGAAACGGCGACGUUCGCCAAGCUGUGGGAGGACUAUCGCACCGAAUACGGCACGCUCCGCUCUGCCAAAGGCUUGUCGUCGAGGUAUUGUUUUGAAAAUAUAUUUUUCUCAAAUUUUCUCAAUUUUUCUCAAUUCUUUGUUGCAGAUUCUAUAAAUUUCUCGCGCCAACGCUGCACAAGACCAACUUUGACACUGAAACCAAGCUGAAGCUCUACAUUAAAUACCGCAUCGCGAUUGACAAGACUUUUCUGGCACAGUGAGUGAAAAACCGAGGAUUUUUGAAUUAGUGGAGUAAAAUCGAUCAAUUUCAGACUGCAAAACUACGUGGACAUUGUCGUCGACGAAAACGGCAUCGUCAUCGACUAUUCGCUGCGCCAUGGCCUCAAACGCUCGAAUUCUGGCGUCGAGACGAGCGGACCGCUGCUUCCGCCGAAGAAACAGGUCCGUUUUGACAGCGGCAACGACGACGACGAGGAGGAAGAGGAUCUGAGGGUCGGAGAGAUGUCCGUCGAGCCGCCGAGACAUGUUUCGGUGAAAAUGGAGCCGAAACAGCUGCUUUCGGAGGACGGCGACGAGGAGGAAGACGAGCAGGAGGGAGAUCUGUACGAUGAGGAUCAGGAGGCGAUGCCAGCGCUCGCGAUCCAGCCGUACGUGCUCCCGGUCGCCCAGGAGAUCGUCCCAGUCGCUCCGAUCGAGCAGAUUGAGCAGGAACGCGAGCAAGAGCCGGCGGAUCCGUCGACUGGAUACGAUAUGAGCCACUUCGGCAUCGACAUGAGCUCGUUCUUCGCCUCACUUAAAGUAGCGGUCAUCGACUCGGCGAAGGCGACUCUUCACGACAUGGUAAACGAGAUGGUCGUCGCGAAGACCGCCGAGCUGAACAAGGAGAAGAGCAUGUCGGUGAAAACGUUGCUCGGAAGUCUCAAGGAGUGCGCGGAUGUGCUGGACUCGCCGGCUGCGGAGGACAUCCAGAAGCGCAUCGAGGACGCGCUCAGGAGCACUCAGGAGCAGGAAAAAGUGCUUUUUCUUGACGAUUUUCCACUAAAACCCCUAUUUUUCUAGAUACUGCCCGAAAAGGACGUCAUCUCGAUCAUCGACGUGGCGCUCAAAAUGAUGGGUCAUUAA